ACCAUCCAGAAGGGGCUGCUCGCCUGACCAACAUGUGCGUGCGGCGAAGUUACACAACUGUGUCCAACAUAUCCGCAUGAGCUGUGGGAAGUAGCCUACCUGCUCGAGGGGAAACGGCGUGGUGGUUCGCAUUAGCGAGGAUCUUAGAAAGUCCAGCAACACCAUGGAGCCAAAAAGUAAAGAUCCGAAGAGCAAUCCAUCUGCGAAAGCUAAUGUCAUAUCUAAGAUAUUCUUCUGGUGGCUGAACCCCAUCUUCUCUGUGGGCUCCAAGCGGAGACUAGAGGAGGAGGACAUGUACCAUGUUCUUCCUGAGGACGGCUCCGAGAGACAAGGAGAGGAGCUUGGGAGCUACUGGGAUGCAGAGGUUCGGAAAGCUGCUAAGGAGCUACGAGAACCCAAACUGGAAAAAGCCAUCAUCAGAUGCUACUGGAAGCCUUACGCGGUCUUGGGAAUAUUCACUUUCAUAGAGGAGGCCAUAAAGGUGAUCCAGCCCGUGUUCCUGGGAAAGCUGAUCGAGUACUUUGAGCGCACGGGCCCGGCGGACUCCACGGACUCCACGGCGCUGUACGAGGCGUACGGCUACGCCGCAGGCAUGUCCUUGGCCACGUUCGGCCUGACGGUCCUGCACCACCUCUACUUCUACCACGUGCAGAGAGCAGGCAUGAAGAUACGGGUCGCUCUGUGCCAUCUCAUUUAUAAAAAGGCUCUGAGCCUUAGCAGUGCAGCGUUGGGCCAGACCACCACGGGGCAAAUUGUCAACUUGCUCUCAAAUGAUGUCAACAAGUUUGAUCAGGUGACCAUCUUCCUGCACUACCUGUGGGUGGGGCCGCUGCAAGCUGCUGUGGUCAUCGGGCUGCUGUGGCAGGAGAUCGGGCCGUCGUGCCUGGCUGGGAUGGCCGUCCUCUUGUUCCUCAUGCCUUUGCAGACCAUGUUCGGCCGCCUGUUUUCAACUUUCAGGAGUAAAACAGCACUGCACACAGACACCAGGAUCCGGAUUAUGAACGAGGUCGUUGCUGGUAUCCGAAUCAUAAAAAUGUACGCCUGGGAAAAACCCUUUGCAGCGCUCGUCACUGAUGUCCGAAGGAAAGAGAUCUCCAAGAUAAUGUCCAGCUCGUAUCUCCGGGGCCUCAACAUGGGCCUCUUCUUCUCCGCCAGCAAGGUCAUAUUGUUCGUGACCUUCACGGUGUACGUGUUGCUGGGCAACCCCAUCACGGCCAGUCGUGUGUUCAAGACCGUCUCCCUGUACAGUGCCGUGCGCCUCACGGUCACACUCUUCUUCCCGGCGGCUAUCGAGACGCUCUCGGAGUCCAUGGUCAGCGUCCAGAGGAUCAAGACGUUCCUGAUGCUGGAUGAGAUUGAGAAGACGCCCCCACCUGUGAUGAAGACCAAGACCAGUUCUGUAGAGAUGCGGGAUCUUACCUGCUACUGGGACAAGACAAUUGAUGCACCAACACUGCAGCGGGUGUCCUUCACGGUGAAGCCAGGUGAACUGCUGGCUGUCAUCGGACCAGUCGGAGCAGGAAAGUCCUCCCUCCUCAGUGCCAUCUUGGGCGAGCUGCCCCCAGACAAGGGCGUGGUGGAGGUCAACGGAGACCUGACCUACGCCUCCCAGCAGCCCUGGGUCUUCCCAGGCACCAUCCGCAGCAACAUCCUGUUUGGCAAAGACUUGCAGACGCAGAGUUAUGAGAGGGUCUUGAAAGCCUGUGCUCUGAAGAGGGACAUGGAGCUGCUCCCUCAGGGAGACCUGACUGUGAUCGGGGACCGGGGGGCCACCCUCAGCGGAGGACAGAAAGCCCGCGUUAACCUCGCCAGGGCUGUGUAUCAGGACGCUGAUAUCUACUUGCUGGAUGAUCCUCUGAGUGCUGUGGACUCUGAGGUCGGAAGGCAUUUGUUUGAACAGUGUAUUUGUGGCCUACUAAAGAAGAAGCCUCGCAUCCUGGUGACCCAUCAGCUGCAGUACCUUAAAGCAGCAGAUCAGAUCCUGGUUCUGAAAGAGGGACACAUGGUGGCCAAAGGGACCUUUUUAGAGUUGCAGAACUCGGGCGUAGAUUUCACGUCCUUGCUGAAGAGUGAGGAGGAGGAGGAGGCGACCCCUAGCGCGGACGGGUCGCAGAACGCCACACUGAAGUCCGCCCGCAGCAGAACCCUCUCUCAGAACUCCGUGCGCUCGCAGGCGUCCUCGCUCCACUCGGUUCAAGAUGCGUCGGACAGCCUACCGGCAGAGCAUGUGCACACCAUGUCGGAGGAGACUCGCUCAGAAGGCACGAUACCAGCUGGCCUGUAUGUGAAGUACAUGCGAGCAGGAGCCAAUGUGGUGGUUCUGCUCGGCCUCAUUCUGCUCAGUAUUCUUGCCCAGGUCACUUAUGUUCUUCAGGACUGGUGGUUAGCCUACUGGGCCACCAAGCAGGCGGAGCUGAACACCACGGUGGCUGUUACUGACGGCUUCUCUCACAACAGCACAUCAACACCUCAAGAACUGGACUUGGAGUUUUAUCUGGGCAUCUAUGCAGGCUUGACGGGAGCGACGCUGCUGUUUGGAUUGAUGCGGAGUCUGAUGUGUUUCAAAGUGCUCAUCCGCUCCACUCAGAAGCUGCACGAGCGCAUGUUCAACUGCAUUCUGCGCACGCCUGUGCGCUUCUUUGAUGUCAACCCAAUCGGAAGAAUCUUGAAUCGAUUCUCCAAAGAUAUUGGCCAGCUGGAUUCAUUGCUACCGUGGACUUUUGUAGAUUUCAUUCAGGUGUUUUUGCAAAUCAUCGGCUCGAUUGCAGUAGCGGCUUCCGUGAUCUUCUGGAUCCUUCUGCCGGUGAUCCCUCUGCUGAUUGCGUUUCUCUUUCUGCGCCGCUACUUCCUUAGAACCUCCAGAGACAUAAAACGCCUUGAAGCCACCACGCGGAGCCCCGUGUUCUCCCACCUGUCGUCCUCGCUGCAGGGUCUCUGGACCAUCCGGGCCUUUAGAGCCGAGCAGCGCUUCCAGCAGGUCUUCGACGCUCACCAGGACCUGCACUCAGAGGCCUGGUUCCUGUUCCUGACCACGUCGCGCUGGUUUGCCGUGCGGCUGGACGGCAUCUGCUCCGUGUUCGUCACCAUCACGGCGUUUGGGAGUUUGCUGCUCCAGAACAGUCUGGACGCGGGGUCCGUGGGCCUGGCUCUCUCCUACGCAGUGACUCUGAUGGGGAUGUUCCAGUGGGGGGUCCGGCAGAGUGCAGAAGUGGAGAACCUUAUGACCUCUGUGGAGAGGGUUAUGGAAUACACUGAACUGGAGACUGAGGCAUCAUGGGAAACGGAGAAGCGGCCGCCCCCCUCGUGGCCGAGCAAAGGUCAGAUCACAUUCGACCAGGUCAACUUCUCCUACUACCCGGACGGACCUAUCGUUCUGAAGAACAUGACCGCUACCUUCAAGCCCAAAGAAAAGGUGGGCAUCGUUGGUAGGACAGGUGCAGGAAAGAGCUCGUUGGUGUCCGCACUCUUCCGGCUGGCAGAGCCCGAGGGGCAGAUCAGGGUGGACGGCCUGCGCACCUCUGAGAUGGGCCUGCACGACCUGCGGCAGAAGAUGUCCAUCAUCCCCCAGGACCCCGUGCUCUUCACCGGAACCAUGCGCAAGAACCUGGACCCCUUCAGCCAGCACUCUGACCAGGAGCUCUGGAACGCCUUAGAGGAGGUCCAGCUGAAGUCGGUAGUGGACGAGCUGCCAGGGCGUCUGGAGACGGUGCUGGCCGAGUCGGGCUCCAACUUCAGCAUCGGCCAGAGACAGCUGGUGUGUUUGGCACGCGCCAUCCUCCGCAGGAACAACAUCCUCAUCAUCGACGAGGCCACUGCGAACGUGGACCCCAGGACAGAUGAGCUGAUCCAGAAGACCAUCCGAGAGAAGUUCCGAGACUGCACAGUGCUCACCAUCGCUCACAGGCUCAACACCAUCAUUGACAACGACCGCAUCCUGGUUCUGGAUGCGGGCCACAUCCACGAGUACGACGAGCCCUACACCCUCCUGCAGAACCCCGACAGCCUGUUCCUGAAGAUGGUUCAGCAGACGGGCAAAGCGGAGACCGCGCAUCUGAUACAGAUGGCCAAACAGGCAUAUAACAAGAGUCAAACCAGUCAGACCUCUAAAGGAACUACUGGAGACGGCAGCCUCAUCAUCUUUGAGACAGCGCUGUAGCUGUGGACUGAGAUCAUGGGGCAGCAGGAGGACAAGGUGGACAGCCAGAGAGGCCGAGCGUACCACGUCCGAAACGGCCAUCUUGGAUGCGGCGGGAUCUAAAGCAGAACAGUGUAGACGGAGUAAGAGACGGUUUGAACAACAGGGAGCUCCCAUUUAAAGGGUUUUUUUUUUUUCAUUCUAUUUUAUUUUAUUUGCAGUGACGUUUUGAGCCCCAGGGCUCUUCCUCAGACUAGAAGCCCAGCUCAUAAAAUCACUCGUGACCCAUAAUGCAUCACGUGUCCGCUCCGCAACACAGCACGGCCUGUUAGGACCAGGGACGCACUGCAGUCGCUUACGAGAUCAUGGUGCUCGCUCUCUCUCUCAUGUUUCAUUAGCCCCCAGGGGAUGCCAGUCCAAGAGAGUCAUGCUGUAGGUUUAUGAAGGGCUAUUGAAAGAGGCUAGAAAACAGCUGCUGUGCUCAAAAGCUAUGCACUUACUCAACAUAUGUGCCUGACCACCUGUAAUAUGUGUGUAACAACAGAGGAAUUGUUGCACAGAAACAAAAGUUUUAAAAAAGUCUAUUUUGACAGGAGUGACCCUUUUAAUAUGUUGUGCACGUAUAUAUACUGAAGCUGACUUUCUCCUAUGAAGCUAGAGUGCACUCUGGGCUGUUGAUCCGUGUAAAGGAGAGAUCAUUUGAAGCUUCGGAGAGACUUGUUAGUUGGACAGUGAGGUUUUUAAGGUAAAGAGGCAUGUUAGGCUAACCAAGAGACUCCUGGAGCCAGCUUGGUAUCCAAGGCAACUAAACUAAAAUGUUUGCCUACAUUCUUCGUGUUUGUAUUUGAAUGUUUGUAUUUUCUUUGUAUUAUAAAUGACUGUUUUGUAGUAAUAUCAUUUUUUAUAUCUCACGCAAAUGAUAGUUCUGUAAUGAAGACCAAGCAGCUCCACAUUGUGGUGCUGUCUGAUACUGAUGUGGCAUUUGUAAUGGUUGCCUUCACUGUUAAAGUAUUUCACUCCAGCGCAUACUUCUAGCACUAAGGUCUCAACUGCUCUGGAGUCCACUGAGGAAUCACCUCCGCUGAAAUAGCUGGAAUCGUUUUCUAUUUAAGAUGUCGUUCAUCAUAUUUAGAGAUAUAUUUUCACUAUAUUAUGGAGUAUAACUGAUGAAAAUGUAUACGUCCGUUCAAGAAAAUAAUGUCAAGAGUAUAAUGCUGGUAAAGUAAAUGCUGUUGCAUUUUACACACUCAAUCAACUUCAGAUUAUUAUUAUUAUUGUAUUUUAUUUUUAUUUUAUUGUAAAGUCAAGUGCCUGUUCUUUUACACUGCUUCAUGUGGAUCAACAGCGAUUGAUCACUAUGGUAGGUGGUCACAUUGAAGCCCUUUGAAACCACACGUUUUUAUUCAGAGUACAUUUCAGGCCAGUUGGUUAGUCUGUUGUGUAUAAUGUCUCGACCAUGUGGAGUUUACUGAGGAAUGUUUGUUUUGAGAAAUGCUGACUGAAGAGGAUGCGUGCAAGGGAAAGAUACCAAAGUGCCUACACUUCAAACCGUGUCUAAACCACUGUAGCACCUUACUUGAAUAUAACGGAAUUUUACUCAGAAAGAAAUCUAAAUGGUGAUUUCUGUGAAAAUUGAAAGAUAACAAGAAAAAUGAUGACAAGGCUAUGAAGGGCCCAUAUGUUUCAUUUGUUUCAUUUGUUAUUAUAUAAGGACUCAUCUUAUCAUUAUUUAAUUUGUUAUUUUAUAAUGACCUAUAUCUUAUUAUUUUCUUUCCAAGUAACACGAAGACCACUUCAGCUGCUACCAAAAAUAACAAUAGAUCAAAAUCAUUGUUUUCCAACCUUACUGAGAUAUAAAUUGGUCAUGGUCUUUGAUUAAGUCUUGAUUUGGGUAUUUAUUGGCCAAUUUUAAACACUAUUGUCUAUUUUAUUUUGUUUUGGCAAUCAGUGAUACCAUGAUACAUCAAUGUUUGUGUGGCUACUGUAAGUUCACCAUUAAAAUAACUAUCUGAUAAACAUGUCAACCCACUCUGUUUCAAUCAUUGAAACCAUACAUCUCA
This is a messenger RNA of Sardina pilchardus (European sardine), 6195 nucleotides long. RefSeq names its product ATP binding cassette subfamily C member 4 (PEL blood group) (gene abcc4). Lineage: Eukaryota; Metazoa; Chordata; Actinopteri; Clupeiformes; Clupeidae. Bases 164 to 4156 code for a protein of 1330 amino acids. The record is from RefSeq and is a predicted model, not a curated record. Gene Ontology annotation, cellular component: plasma membrane. The transcript is spliced from 30 exons. Gene Ontology annotation, molecular function: chloride channel activity; ATP hydrolysis activity; ATP binding. Gene Ontology annotation, biological process: transmembrane transport; monoatomic ion transport.